CUCCCUCCCUCCCUCCCUCCCUCCCUCGCUAGCAAACGUGCACACGCCUCUUUUGCUUGGCUGUGACCAUGGAUCGAAAAUUCGAGGAGGAGCUCGGCAGAGCUUCCGACGGUGUGGGACGAGCGCGCGCUCGCUGCUGCGCUGUCUGCGUCUCGGAAUGCCUCGGAAUGCCGUGUAACGCGACGUAGCGAGACGACGACGGGCAAGCAACGAGAUGUAAGACUCGACAACGACAGCACAGUAUGAGGUUUUCGAGCAAAUAAUGGUGAGGAAUGAGCGAAUCGAAAUAUUUUAUUAGCAAAAUCAGGAAAGAACCAGCCGCAGGCCCAAAUCCAUAUGCGCCGAGUUGUAGGUUUGUUUUAUGUGCGGGCGUGACGUCCGUGGUAGCGCAAGUGUCUUCGUAACUUGCCCAUAAUCUUUCUCCGUAUGCAAAAACAACUACUUUUGGAACUGCGCUUGGCUAUGGAAAUAAUCCUCGGACUGAUGGGCCAGCUCUGUACCAUAUGUCUCCACAUUGUCUUCAAGCGGGAAUAAGAUGAUUCCGACUUUAACAUUAUGGGGCUGGUACAGGAAGCAUUCUUCCUGUACCACGACUAAUAUGGAACGGUGAUGUCUAUCAUACCGUAAUCUCGGGUUUUUGAGACAUACACUGCAGCGUCCACCUAGGAGAGCAUCGUUGGAGAUGUCUUUAUUCUCCUCCAUUCAGGCAUCUCCGUGGGAAAGGAGGAGAAUCUACAACAUAAGAUGUUUUUCUGGCAAUCUACGGCAAAUACGGCCAAUUUCCCUCCGGAUGCCGAUCUGCCAUGCAAGUAGAAUGUGAUUCUAUUGCGUGUGCAUGUUUCAAGUACCACCGUGAAAACUUUAAACAUGCGGAGAGGGAGUAGAUUCAUCGUUGAUCCUCGUUCCUUGUUCCUGGUCAUUUGGCUGAGGUUUCCAUUGUAUCUUAUGGUUUCAGUCAUCUUCCUUUUGAUAUUAUGCGUCUUCCUUUCACUCCAGUAAGUGCAUGCCUGCCCUUGGCAUACCAAAUGACUCUGAACUCUAUAAUGAUAGAAAAACUCUUAAGUAUCUCAAAUAACGGAGGCAACAAUGCAAGAGAGAGAGAGAGAGAGAGAGAGAGAGAGAGAAUAUGUGCAAUCCAUCAAUUUAUUACAUUCCAUGCCCGAAGAGUGUAAACGACCUAAAAGCUGAUGACUCUUGACAUGUAUAGAACGUAAUAUAAGUCUCCUCCUUAGAGAGCAGAUGACGUUCUUUACAAGAGAGUUCAUUCAUACGUAACCUAGAUUGCGCACACACUCUAUACAUGUCCAAUUUGCACAAUAAUCUGUAGCCUCGACAUUUGCACAGCUAGAUGACGUGGAUUGGGGUCACCUUAGUCACCUUUACUGUCAGUAAGAUAUAUGAAAAGAUAGCCUUUUGUAUAGUUGCACUCUUCCUCGAAGCUCUACAUCGGAAAUGAUUUCGAAACAU
Molecule: messenger RNA, 1467 nt
Organism: Marchantia polymorpha subsp. ruderalis
Lineage: Eukaryota; Viridiplantae; Streptophyta; Marchantiopsida; Marchantiales; Marchantiaceae
Source: the annotation of a GenBank genome assembly